CUAAAAUUAUUUCUAACCUGUGAAAUGAAACAGUUCAUUAACUGCUGCAUUUAAUUUCAAAGCUUUCAUAAUUUAACAUCAUGGAGCUGUCUGGCUCUUUAGCUCCUCCCUCUCCAUACACCUUCCCGUUUUUCCACAAUUUCUCCACGCCGUCUUCCUCUCCCGCCAUCUCUCCAUCACCAAGCCUAGCAUCCACAGCUCUGUUCUGCUCCCUCCUUUCUCUCCUCUCCUUGCUCGGCAUUUUGGGAAACCUGUACACUCUGUGCCUCCUUCUGAGGUGCAGGAGAAGCAGGAGACGACAUGGAGCAGGAAUAACUUGCUGCUGCAUGAGAUUCCCUUUACUCUCCUCCUGCCUCACCAGCUCCUCCUCCCCUUCCUCUUCCCCUGUUUCCUCCUCUUCCUCCUCUCUUCACCUUCAGGUGCUGAGCCUUGCCCUCGCUGACCUGCUCUACCUGUUCACCGCCCCAUUUAUCGUGUACGAUAGUCUGGCAUCUGGCUGGGCUUUUGGUGAACUGGGUUGCCGCCUCCUCCUGAGCUUGGACCUCCUCACUAUGCACGCCUCCAUCUUUACUCUCACCGCCAUGAGUCUGGACCGCUACAGAGCCGUGGCCCAUCCCCUACACAUCUCCUCCUAUAACUCCUCUGGGCUGCUGCGUGUGAGCCUUGCCUGGGGGCUCGCGGUGGCUCUGAGCAUGCCCAUGAUGAUCACCCUGCACCUGGAGGAAGGGGAGGACCAAGAGGGACAGCUGUGUGUUCCAGCAUGGGACGAGCAGAGCUCCAAAGCUUAUCUGAGCGUGCUGUUCUGCACCAGUAUACUUGGACCUGGGCUGGCCAUCGGAGCGCUAUAUGCUACUCUGGGUCGACUUUACUGGGUGUCUCAAACCCAGCCGGCCUGGGCUACUGGGAGCGGCGCUGCUUGCCCUCCACGUGCCCCCAAACCCAAAGUCCUGCUUCUUAUUUUGGGAAUUGUUCUGGCCUUUUGGGCCUGCUUCCUGCCGUUCUGGAUCUGGCAGCUGCUGCCUCUGUACCAGCCUGACAUGCUGCGGACAGUACCAGUGAGCACGCAGGUGACAGUGAACCGUAUCCUUACAGGGCUGACAUAUGGAAACUCCUGUGUGAAUCCAUUCUUCUACACACUCCUGACUGGAAAACGCAGGCACAACAGGCAGACAGUGACAUCAGCAAACCAGCUCUGCCGCAAAAGCAGUCCGCUGCCGUAGUAUGUCUGCAACAGCAGUGUGUGCAUGAGCACAUAUGUGUGAAAAGACUCCGUUUGAAUGCUAUAUGUGGUCCUUAAAACACACAAGAGACUCUGCCUUAUAACGUGCAAUUUAAGAGAAGUAGAAAAUCACAAAGGGAGGAAGAUCACAGCACUUUGUAUGAAUUAUUUGUGAAGAGAUAUUAGUCCCUAUAAGUUUAUCCUAU
This is a messenger RNA of Thalassophryne amazonica, 1425 nucleotides long. Its product is annotated as urotensin-2 receptor. The transcript has a single exon. The record is from RefSeq and is a predicted model, not a curated record. Lineage: Eukaryota; Metazoa; Chordata; Actinopteri; Batrachoidiformes; Batrachoididae. Gene Ontology annotation, molecular function: urotensin II receptor activity. The coding region runs from base 81 to 1220 and encodes 379 amino acids. Gene Ontology annotation, biological process: neuropeptide signaling pathway. Gene Ontology annotation, cellular component: membrane.